UCGAGACACCCGGAAGUCUCCGCCUAACGGGCCGGGCCCGCGCCUCCUGUCCUGGAAGGGGGCGGGGCCCGGAGCCCCUCAGCGCACGGCGCCGUAGAGCGGGGACGGGAGGCCCGUGUCCUAGACGCGUCCGGAAGUGGCUCCCAGGGGCGCCCGCUCCGCACCGUAGAGCCGGGGGGGCGGCGGCUGGGGGGGUCGCCGGGCUCGCUUCCUAGAGCGGCGAGGACAGGGUGGAGGCCGGCGGGGGGGUGGGAAGGGGAGGGGGAGCAGCGCGGGCGGAAGCGGCCAGGAAGGUCACUUCCGGCCUGGGCGCCCGUCCCCCUGACCCCAGGGUCUGAGUCGCCGCUGCCGCCGCUGCCACCGUCCGCGAGGGAGGCGAGAGGAGGAGUGCGGCGCGGCGGCCCCGGGACCGAGGAGGGACCCAGACAUGGAGCUGCGGGAAGAGGCCUGGUCUCCGGGGCCGCUGGAUUCCGAGGACCAGCAGAUGGCCAGUCACGAGAACCCAGACAUUUCUGGAGUCCCUGUUACGUUCCAGGCAUUGUUCCAGGUGUGGGGGAAGCAGCUGGGAAAGAACAGUCUUGACGUGGACAUCCUCAUCAUGGAUGACGACGACGUCCCCAGCUGGCCCCCGACCAAGCUGGCCCCGCCCCAGUCCGCGCCCGCGGCCGGCCCCCCGCCCCGGCCGCGGCCCCCCGCGCCCUACAUCUGUAACGAGUGCGGCAAGAGCUUCAGCCAUUGGUCCAAGCUGACGCGGCACCAGCGCACGCACACGGGCGAGCGGCCCAACGCCUGCGCCGACUGCGGCAAGACCUUCUCGCAGAGCUCGCACCUCGUGCAGCACCGGCGCAUCCACACGGGCGAGAAGCCGUACGCCUGCUCCGAGUGCGGCAAGCGCUUCAGCUGGAGCUCCAACCUCAUGCAGCACCAGCGCAUCCACACGGGCGAGAAGCCCUACGCCUGCCCCGACUGCGGCCGCAGCUUCACGCAGAGCAAGAGCCUGGCCAAGCACCGGCGCUCGCACAGCGGCCUCAAGCCCUUCGUGUGCCCGCGCUGCGGCCGCGGCUUCAGCCAGCCCAAGAGCCUGGCGCGCCACCUGCGGCUGCACCCCGAGCUCUCGGGCCCCGGCGUGGCGGCCAAGGUGCUGGCGGCCAGUGUGCGCCGGGCCAAGGCGCCCGAGGCGGCGGCGGCGGCGGACGGCGAGAUCGCCAUCCCGGUGGGCGACGGCGAGGGCAUCAUCGUGGUGGGCGCGCCGGGCGAGGGGGCCGCGGCGGCCGCAGCCGUGGCGGGCGCGGGGGCCAAGGCGCCGGGGCCGCGCUCGCGGCGCGCCCCGGCCCCCAAGCCGUACGUGUGCGUGGAGUGCGGGAAGGGCUUCGGGCACGGCGCGGGGCUCCUGGCGCACCAGCGCGCCCAGCACGGGGACGGGCUCGGGGCGGCGGGGGGCGAGGAGCCGGCGCACAUCUGCGUGGAGUGCGGCGAGGGCUUCGUGCAGGGCGCCGCGCUGCGGAGGCACAAGAAGGUGCACGCCGUGGGCGCGCCGUCGGUCUGCAGCCGCUGCGGACAGAGCUACUACCGGGCGGGCGGGGAGGACGGCGACGGCGACGGCGACGAGGCGGCCGGCGGGCGCUGCGGCGAGUGCCGCGGCGGGGAGGGCCGGUAGGGGCGGCGGCCCGGGGGGGCAGGGCCCCUCGGGCUUGGCGGGGACGGUGGCGCAGGACCCGGGGCCGGAGACGGACGGACAGAGGGCGCCACGGGCGGCGGAGGCCUCGUCUCCCUCCCCCGCCGCGCCCCGCCCCGCCCGGUGGUCCGCGCUGUGGGGACGGGCGGCCCGGGGCGCUGGGGCCCUCCCGCCCCCGCCCUGCGCCCUGCGCCCUGCGCCCUGCAGCCUGCCCCAGCCUGGCCUGCCCUUCUGGUUCUCGGCGAGCCCGGGAGACGCCGCGCGCGGGAACUGGAGACCGAGGGAGGACGGAGCCCGCGACCCAAAGAGCGGUUCCUGGACCCUCUCUCUUGCCCCGCCGCCCGGAAGGCCCCGCCCUUCCGCUUCACAGGGCCACACGGAGCGAAGGGAGGGGGUCCUUUUCCCCUUAGAGUUUUCUUUUGGUCACACCCGCCUCCCGACCACCCUUCCAUUAUUUUGUCUCUACUUCCCCGCGGGUCCUGUUCUUUUUCUUGGCCCUCGUCCCUCUCCCCUUCCUGGGUUUGGGGUCGUGGAGGAGUGCUGGAGCAGGACUAGGCCCUGUUCCCAGCAGACCCCGCAGAGAUGGGGUCCCGUCUAUUCCCUGGCCUGGACGCGGCUGAAGGAGGGGCGCGGGGGCAAUAAAUCGCACUAUCUGAUUGUC
Molecule: messenger RNA, 2336 nt
Organism: Mirounga angustirostris (Northern elephant seal)
Lineage: Eukaryota; Metazoa; Chordata; Mammalia; Carnivora; Phocidae
Gene: ZNF787
Product: zinc finger protein 787
Exons: 4
Coding region: 428-1657 (409 amino acids)
Biological process (GO): regulation of gene expression
Cellular component (GO): nucleus
Source: RefSeq, a predicted model, not a curated record